Messenger RNA from Rotaria sp. Silwood2, 519 nucleotides. Lineage: Eukaryota; Metazoa; Rotifera; Eurotatoria; Philodinida; Philodinidae. The record is from the annotation of a GenBank genome assembly.
AUGGCAACGGCAACGACAACUGGUAAAGCUAAAUGUUUUGUUUGCGAUAAAGAGAAAGUCGUUUAUCUAUGCGAAGGAUGCUCACAAAAAUUUUGUUUUACGCAUUUGAAUGAAUAUCGUCAAAAUAAUGACGAAGAAUUCGACAAAACUAUCACUGAAUGCGAUUGGUUUCAACAAAAACUUAUUGAGCAAAAAGGAGAUCAAAAUCAACGCUCAUUAAUUCAACAGGUCGAUAAAUGGGCAGAAGAUUCAAUUAUGAAGAUAAAACUAACAGCAGAAGAAUGUAAAAAAUUUUUAUUUGAAUCCACGAAUGACAAUAUUAUUGAAAUAGAAAAGGAACUAAAAGAAUUUAUUCACGAGUUGGAACGAAUUCGUCAAGAAAAUGACUUUAAUGAAAUUCACUUGAAUCAAUUGAGAAAUAAGUUAAAUAAACUUGAAAAGAAGUUUGAUGAAUCAUCAAAUAUUUCAAUUCAACGGUAUUCUACAUCAUUUAUAAAGAAAAUUUCAAUCUCCGAAUAG